This is a messenger RNA of Triticum turgidum subsp. durum (durum wheat), 1368 nucleotides long. The record is from the annotation of a GenBank genome assembly. NCBI's taxonomy places the organism in Eukaryota, Viridiplantae, Streptophyta, Magnoliopsida, Poales, Poaceae.
AUGGAGCACCCUGUUUUUCUUGAACGAUCCGCAGAAGAGAGCCUGGACGCGGCGCCGUACAAGCUGCGGCGGCGGAACUCGGAGACGAUGCGCGCACAGUACAUCAACACCAAGGAGCUCAGGAUCUGCAUUGGCACGUACAACGCCGCCGGCAUAGAGCCACCGGAAGGCCUCGACAUCGCCGAGUGGCUCGGCACCACCGGCGGCGGGCAGGCCGACAUGUACGUGCUCAGCUUCCAGGACGACCGGCCGGCGUUGGCGUGGGAGGCGCUCAUCCGCGACAUGCUCACGCGGACGCAACCGUCCUGCUCGAGGCCUAACUACUGCUUCCCGGUGCACCCCGAGGAGUACGUCGUUGCCACCCCCAGGAUGCUCGGGGCCAUGGAGGACGAGCAGCCAAGGGCGCAGCAGAGGGCGCUCCUUAAGACGAUGAGCAAGACGGACAGGAUCGGGCUCGCCUGGCCGGAGCAGCCGCUGGACCUGAUGGUCACCGCGUCCUUGUCAUCGGCGUUGUUCAAGUCGCCGAGAUCGUUCGGCGCGCACAGGUCAUUCAUGAAGUCCAGGGUCGCCGCCGACGACUGCCCUGCCAUGGUCCCAGACCUGGACCCCGACCUCGACGGCGAGGCGCGCGUGGUCAUGGCAAGAAGAAGGGCCGCGGCAGGUCGCCGUUCGCGCGUCCAGAACAUCAAGGUGUCCGCCGUGGGCGUGGGCGCCAUGGGCUACAUCGGCGACAAGGGGUCGGUGUCGGCGACGGCGAGCAUGUUCUGCUUCGUGUGCACCCACCUGUCCGCCGGCGAGCGGCCCGGCAACCUCCUCAAGCGGAACGCCGACGUGCAGGAGAUCCACCGGCGGACGCGCUUCGGCGGCCUCGAGCUGUCCCGAGACAUCUACGAACACGAACAUGUUCUUCCGCAGGAGGAUUUCCUGGCUGGGCGAUCUGAACUACCGGAUCGACGUGCCGUAAGACAGAACCCACAGCCUGAUCGCCGCCAUGGACUGGCCUCAGCUAGCCGAGAAAGAUCAGCUGAAGCGGGAGAUGAGGAAGGGGCGGGCGUUCGACGGGUGGGGCGAGGGAGUGCUGUGCUGGAGUUCGCGCCGACGUACAAGUACGAGAUCGGGACGGGGAAGUACACCAGCGACGACCAGAAGGGCGGGAGGAGGACGCCGGCGUGGUGCUGUCGUUCGGGAAGAAGGAGGUCGGAGCUGACGCUGUCGGACGACCACAAGCCGGUGACGGCAACGUACGCGGCAGAGGUGGAGGUGGAGCUGCUCUGCGGGAGGAAGAUGCAGAGGGCGCUCACGCUCAUGGACGGCCGAGAUGGAACGUGGUCGUGCAGGACCUCCAUUUUUCAGAAGUUCAGAAGCUGA